AUGAUCUUCAUCCAACCCAACAUGCAGGUUCAGGAGGAGCUGGCCAGUCUCUUCACCCGCAACUUGACCCUUGAUCCUUCCCAGCAACUGCCGCCGGAAGAGCCCAAGAUAGUGUAUAUUUCUCAGCACUACAACCACUCCGCACACCUAGCCAAGCAGCAGCAGGAUCAGCAGCAAGCUGAGGCUCAGUCUCAAAGCCAGAACCAACCAGAGCCGCAGCAGCCGCAAAGGCCGGCAUCUGAGCCUCCUCAGUCCGAGAACCCCGAUUUGGAGAACAUUCUGAGGACCUAUGGCGUAGACACAUCUGCACUCUCACCCUCUCAAAUCCAGCUCUUCAAAGCGGCCGAUGACAGUCAAAAGAUGCGGUUGAUUCAACUAUGGAGCAUUUGCCCUCCCACCAACAGCAUCGACAACCCUACGCUGGCUUGGAGUUCCACGACCUUGGAGCAGGAGGAGACCCUCGCCAAGAUACGAAUGGAGCGCAAAGUCCAGGAGCAUGAGACCCCCAAGGUGAUGAGCCUUGACGGCACCAUGCUCACUCCCAUACAGGCCGGUGAUGGACGGUGGAUGCAGCCCCAGAACUACAUGGAGCCAUAUAUGGCCUCUGGCUACGAGGAGAUGGCCAGGCGUGAGUACGAGGCGUCAGCUAGCCGCGGUGGAGACUACGAUAUGUCCAUGGAGCCGCGAUCCAAAGACGUCUACUCGCAUUUCGGUACCUCCGUCGGUGGACCGACUUACUCGCCCGCCACAGAUCCUGUCUACAAGACUACUAACACCGGCCUGGACUGGCAGAGACAGGCUGCCAUGGAGAACCAGUAUGGCGCGUACCACCAGUGGCGCGAUGAAGAGAUGCUGUGA
Molecule: messenger RNA, 858 nt
Organism: Phaeoacremonium minimum UCRPA7
Lineage: Eukaryota; Fungi; Ascomycota; Sordariomycetes; Togniniales; Togniniaceae
Exons: 1
Coding region: 1-858 (285 amino acids)
Source: RefSeq, a predicted model, not a curated record